Messenger RNA from Odontomachus brunneus, 16275 nucleotides. RefSeq names its product protein purity of essence (gene poe). The coding region runs from base 75 to 15947 and encodes 5290 amino acids. The transcript has 56 exons. NCBI's taxonomy places the organism in Eukaryota, Metazoa, Arthropoda, Insecta, Hymenoptera, Formicidae. Gene Ontology annotation, molecular function: protein binding; zinc ion binding. The record is from RefSeq and is a predicted model, not a curated record.
CAAUGAAAAGUGAUUAUCGCUACUGAUGAUGUAAAGGACAAGAACGACUCGUUGCGACUCUCACAGUAUCGAAAAUGGCGGCGAAAAGUGGUGGUCAAGAUGAGUGGCCUGCGUUAUUAAAGCCGAUAAUAGGAACUUCACGUUCACUUAAUAAAAAUGAUGUUCUCGGACUUGCAAAGAGUAUUCUCAAGAGCGAGAAUAAGUUUGUUUCUCACGACGAGCAAUACGAUACCUUUUUCACGAUUUGUGCUGCGCUAUCCGCGGAUUAUAUUAGCGCUUGCGCAAGUUCAUUUGCCAAGUGUCAAAUAUCUAUCAUUUAUCAAGCAUGUAAAGUACUGCUCACACUUUUUGUGGAAAAAUUGCAACAACAACAAACUCAAUCAGAUACCACACAGACUAUUUUGACCACAAAGCAGUUAUUGCUCCCAAUACGUGCAUUAUGUACAGGACAGUCUUUGCUGUCAUCUGCAGAAGAAGUAGCUCUUAUCUCUGCAAUAAAGAAUGCUAAGGUACCACCUUCUUCAAAACCAUUAUCUGCAGGAAAAGAAAAGGAAUCUUCUCAACAAUCUGUAAAAGAAUCUAUGCGGUCUCGCUGUGAUUUAUCCACUAGUAUUCUUGAGCAGUUAACAAUGCCAUUGCAAGAUUUUUCAUCAUCUAUGAUUCUUGCUAAUGAAAACUCUGCAGAUAGUACAAGCAAAAAUACAAAUGGUACAACAAAUGAAACACAUCCUGAUACUAAGGUGAUGUUUAUUGCAAAUAAUAUAAGCACAUUGCAGAAUAUGGGGGCAGGCGAUAUUCUGUUAGAUAUGUGUCUAAAUCUUCCACAUUUGUCGCGCUAUACAAGAAAGUAUCAAGCAUAUUUAUCUAAAAAAGGAUUCAGCUUACCUGCCAAUGCAUCAGAAGCACAUACUAUAAGACAUAAUCUACACUCUGUUGUUAGCGACAUUAAUAUUGUACAUAAUGUGAUGUCACUUCCAAUACUUGAACCUUUAACACCACAGAAAUUAGAAAAAUUGUCACUGUUAACUAUGUCUUGCCUGUAUUGUUCAAUUGCAAAUGCAACAGCAUCAAGUAUAGUUGGCAUAACUAAUGCUGUAUCACCUAAAUGUAGUACAAAUACCACUGGAAGUAAUCAAACCAAUCAGAAUACAAAAACUACUGAUGAAGAAUACGACACUCUAGCGAUUACAGUUGUUGAAAAAAGUUUAGAAAUAUUUGGACAAGUAUCAAAUGUCAUCAAAAAUAGCACACGCGCAGGAGGACAUAUUUUACAAAAUCAUUUACUUAUUGGUGUAUGGCUCUUAGUUGCUGGAUUGCAAGCACAAUUAACUGUAAGCAGUUUUAGCGCUGCAGAUAAGGGGAAAGAUGAAAAAGGAAAAUCACCCAGUAAAGCUCGAGAUGCAAGUGGGCGUGUAAAUCUUAUGAAAGUGCAACAAGGAUUUGGCGUGUUGUCAGUGGCAUUAGCAUCACAUGCACUGAACUUAAUGAGUGCGCUUCUCGAAGAUGUAUCUAUCGAGGCCAAUUCUGACUUGGUCGUGGCAGUUCCUGAACCAGCACCAUUGGAUAUCUUGUCUACUGCUACUGCAUUGCAAAGAGCAGUAACCUUUUUACAAGCGGUGCCGUUAAAUCACUUGCUAUUUUAUCUGGCUACUAUUAGCUACAGAAAGGCUUGUACACUGAAAAGAGUACAAAAGCAUCCUUUGGAAGGAGAUGCAUUAAGUCAAUCUGAUUCUACUACAUACUAUGAAGAUUUGUUGAGUUGUUCAGAGAAUUCUACUGAUGAGGAACAAACUGUUAUGUCGGUAGAGGAGGACAGCGAACCUAUUUUGGGACUAUGGUUUGAAGAAACCAUUGCUCCUUCGGAUGAAACUUCCACAAAUACUAAUAAGGAAACGAAUAAUGAAGCAAGCGCGGAACGUACUACUACUACCACUAUCGUUCCUGACAAUCGUGAACCACAUGGUUAUAUUUCACUUGCAACAAAAAUAUUCCAAUUUAUGAAUAAGUAUUUAAUUGGAAGCAGAAGUACAUAUGUUCGAGAAUAUGUGGUCAAUGGAUUAGUUGAACAACAGAUGGUUAUAUUGGCAGCAAUUAUAAGAGAUCUAGAUCAUGAAACAGCUAGAACGGAAACAGGUACAAUUUCUGCAUUUUAUGGUGCUACAUUGGGCGCUAUGUAUUCGGAAUUUUCUCAAGCUUUAAGUCGUUAUACGCACAACCUGCUCGCUUGGAAUACUCUAAGUGAAGCUCUUCAAAAUACCUUGCUCCAACAUUUGGGCGUGAGUCCGUGGUCUACGGAAAACAGUAGCUCAACCACUUGGCCUCUUCAGGUAUAUCCACGUACUCUCAGCGUACUGGCACAGGUAUUAUUGUUAAAACCUCAAUUGGAAAGAGAAGCUGCAUGUAUAAGCAUAUGGCAUCGAUUAGUAACAACCAUGGUUGAAAAUGUAUGCAAUCCUCAAGCUACAUAUGAAGCUGAAAAUGAAGAUUUAAACGUAGAACACGCUCAGCUAGUUCUCUUCUUAUUCCAUUCCCUGAAUUUAAUGCAAAAGAAGUCUGUAUUAUUGGUAACUGGAAGUGGUGCAGUGCGUUGCAGUGAAGCGGUCAAAACGCCAAUGAAAGAUUCGCAGUUGUUGCAUUUAUCUCGAUUAUUACUGUUACUUGAGUAUAUGAUGAAGCAUCUGUAUGACGCACAUCCAGUAUUGCUUGAACAAGUACAGUGGAAUCUGUUCUCUGCUACAAGUUUAGUAUAUGAUACAAAAGAUGCAAAUAAACAAAACAGCAGAGCCUUUACUCCUUGGGUAGAAAUAGAGGAUAAUUAUCGUAAAUACGGCUCACAAGAUGAAUUUUCAAUGAAACCACGAUUUUAUAAUUUAUCGAGAACAGAUUUUAAUAAUCAGGAUGCUCCAAAAUUGGAUGGAUUAGCUUGCAAUUUUAUUCUGGGCACACCGGAUAAAAUGAAAUAUCCUCUUUUAGUCGAUGCAUUGAUUGAUAUUUUGAAUGUGCUUAAUCAAACAGAUAUGCACAAAAAAAAUGGUGCUGAUAAUAAAGAAAAAAUAACAUUUACAGGACUGUGUGCAAUUCACUAUUGUUUUUCUAUAUGUUGGGAAUUAUUAUUGAUGUUACCUCCCUCGACUCCUUACAUGAAUAAGCUUGCUCUUGGCGAGGAAAUAUCAGCUGGACCAAUGUUACUUCAUUCAUUAAUAUGGGGGCCAAGAGCUGCAUAUAAGACUUUCACCGGUUGGAUGAAGGAUUGUUUGGUAAAACAAGGAAUGUACACACAGUAUGCUGAAAAUUUAUUAAAAACAGUGUCAUCUACUGUAAAUUCCCUCAAAUAUGAUGUUACCUUGGCAAAAAAUUGUAUUGUUUCACUUAAACCUGAAUAUAGCUCUACUGAUAAAAUAAUGCCAAAAACGUCUUUACCAAAACUUGGUUCUUUAUACAUACUGGCUGCAGUUGUAGGAAAACUACAAGUUCUUAUGGAUGAGAACAUAUCGAAGAACUCGACUGAGAAUAUUGAAACCACUAAAAGUCCACAAAACACAGAUUCUACAUCUUCAAACAGGAGUAAAAUGAUAAUUGAAAUUCUACCACAUAUUUUAUCAUUGACAGAAGCAAUUCUAUUAUCAUGUCGGUCUAAUAUAUUAUAUCAUACAUUCGAAUCUACUGAGGAGGAUACGAAAUAUGAUACACGAGACUAUUUAAUUUUGGAUAAUAUUCUGUCAAUGGCAGGUGCAAAUUGGGGAACAGAAGCAUCGUUGGUUUCAUAUUUGCCGAGUAGCAUUAAAUCUGCGUUAGAUAAGUGGAAGAGUAUAGCAUUUCCUCUUGUAACUUGGCAUACAUAUGCAAAUGAUAUAAUACCAGCUGAAAGUUAUAUUCUCACUACAGUGAGUUAUCAUGUUAGUUCCCUGUCUGAACAUCCAACGUUUUCUAUUAAUCCGUCUCUGAAAAACUUGCUGCAUUGUUUGAUUUCAUUUAUAAUGGAAUAUAUAACUGCUGCGGCAUCUCCGGAACAGCAGUCAGACAUACAUUCUCAAGCAGUAAACAUCCUUAUUUCAAUAUCCAUGGAUGCUCGCACUGAUUAUCUUCGAGAUAUGGCUACAAAUACAUUAACGAAAUUAUUAGGACAGGAUAAUGACAAUGAAGCACGACACUUGCGAGAGCACUUGUUUGUGCUAAAUCAUACUUACAAUUUGAUAAUCGACUAUACUGAUACUACAAAUGGAUCUAUUAGUGUUGUUAUCGAUGAGGAAAUAUUGAAGCAAUGUAUCAAAUAUUGGGAGCGGCUUUUGGAGAAACCUCUUGGAUGUAAAGCUUUAGACAUGUUUUUUGCUUCUGAUUCAAAUCACAGUCUUGUAUCUAUCUUGUUGUCUAUAACGUCACUUCAAGCCUCCCUACAGUUUAGCACUUACAUUUUACACUUUUUCAACGCAUUGUUCAGAACAGCCGAAAAAACGACUGACGGAUCGUUGGAUCGUCUCUGCAAUUCUGUGGCCAGUUUUGCCAAUGUCGAAAGUGAGAAAUUGCAAAGUUGGUUUAGACACGUCAUAUUAGGAGCAACGAGUAAAAUACCGACGAGUACCUCUACAACGAAUAUUCCAACACCUACAACUGCUGCCACAAAUACAGUGGUAGCUGUCUCUAGUACACCAGAAGAUAGUCAGAAACCGGAUGAGAAAAACAAUGCAUCUAAUAACGAACAAGUUCAAUGGGCGAUUUCGGUAUCUGACAGCACCAACAAUCAACCUGUGACUAAUAACGACGAACAGCACUCAAUCCACGAAAAUAGCCGUUUCUUGCGGGCGCUUACAAAUUAUAUAGUAAAAGAUAAGAGCAAUACUAGUGUAGACGUCUCGAUAACUAUUCUCCAAGCUCUUAUACCAUUAGCGUACAAUAUUCUUUCUCCUACAAUCGAAGGGAAUAGGUUCUCGGAAUUGAUGCAUAUUAUGUCUACACUGGCCGAUGCUGGAUCAGAGAAAGGACAUAGAUUACUAUUUAAAGCUGCGACUGAAUGGGUCGAACUUUGCAAAGAGCAAAUCAUGAAUAAGGAUCCCCAGACUCUCGACAAGCCAUUACUAUACAUCGAAGCUAGUUGCUGUUUGUUAAAUUACAUAGCCGACAUAGUGGGUGCGAUUUGUCCACAGCAGGCGCAGUCGCAAGAUCGAGCAACUAGUCCACCGUGGGAAGGUGCUAUUCCUAAUAACGAUGUGAAUGACAGCGAUUGGGUGGACGAAAUUCCGCACGAGGACGAUGAUAGCGCUGCCGAGGAUUCGGACGAAGACAGUCUGUGCAACAAACUUUGCACUUUCACAAUUACGCAAAAAGAAUUUAUGAAUCAACAUUGGUAUCAUUGUCAUACGUGCAACAUGGUCGAUGGAGUCGGUGUUUGCACCGUAUGCGCGCGAGUGUGUCAUCGCGGACACGAUGUGACAUAUGCCAAAUACGGGAACUUCUUUUGCGAUUGCGGCGCUAAAGAUGACGGAUCAUGCCAAGCAUUGACGAAACGUAGCCCGCAAAGUUCGGAACAUCAGGUAGGCAGUAAUAUACCAUACAACAAUAUUGGAGCUCCCGUGGAAAGCAAUCUGCUCCUCACAAGCAGCUUACGCCGAAGAGCAUCUAGUCCUGUACAUUUGUAUGAUAAACACGAAAGAAGCGGACGUGACAUUCAGAAACAAGCAUGUCUAGCCAAGCAACUGGAAUCUUCUAAAGAUUGGAUAUAUUCUCAACUAUGGAAAAGUGGAUUAGUGUCUUCGUUAGUGGACUUAACACAUGUAUUGGUGCCUGCAGUGGAUGUAUCUUGUCAGCGUUACUCGCCAGUUGGUUGCCAUGCACGAGCCCAAUUGGCGCUUAAACAUUUACAUACACUUGAUAAGAAGUUUGAACAUACAGAUCAACUUAUGUUACCAACCUUGGGAUCUCAGGAGGGUGCAUUUGAAAAUGUGAGAAUGAAUUAUUCAGGAGAUCAGGGUCAAACAAUUAGACAAUUGUUAUCCGCUCAUAUGAUACGACGUGUCGCCAUGUGUUGUCUCUCAUCUCCACAUGGUAAACGACAACACUUAGCAGUUUCACAUGAAAAGGGGAAGAUAACAGUGUUACAACUUAGUGCGUUGCUGAAGCAAGCUGAUUCUUCCAAAAGAAAGUUAACUUUGACAAGACUCGCUUCAGCUCCAGUACCUUUCACUGUCCUUUCGGUUACUGGAAACCAAUGGAACGAGGACUUCUUGGCCGUUUGUGGAUUUAAAGAUUGUCACGUGCUUACAUUCAACAGCUCAGGAACUGUGUCCGAUCAUUUAGUCUUACAUCCUCAGCUCGACAGCGGGAACUUUAUUAUCAAGGCAUUAUGGCUUCCUGGUGCACAGACGCAAUUGGCAUUGGUCACCGCCGACUUUGUUAAAAUUUACGACUUGGGAAGAGAUGCGUUGAGUCCACAAUAUUAUUUCCUUGUGCCAACGGGAAAGAUAAGGGAUUGUACCUUUAUGCACUCAGAGGAUGGUACAUUCCACAUGCUGUUAAUGUCCUCAGCCGGAUACAUUUAUAGCCAAGUGAUGGACGAGGAGAGCUUAGCUAAGCACGGUGCUUUUUAUGUGACAAAUACCUUAGACGUUUAUCAUCCGGAGCUAAAGGACAACGGUCAAGUGGGCAGUGGUGGAGUUUCCAUUUAUUACUCCCAUGCGUUGCAAUUACUGUUCUUCAGUUACGCUUGCGGUAAGAGCUUUAUAGCGCCGUUGAAACACAUGGUCUCCGACAUUACCGUAGUGUUCCAAAUUAAUCUGGCCAACAAGACUAACGGGAAUAAAUCCAAUAAUAACCAGCCGCAACCUUUGUGUCAAUGGAGCGAAGUGGCGAAUCAUCCUGGAUUGGUUUGUUCGAUUAUGCAAACCAGUAAUAAUCCAGUAAUACUAAUGAUUAAACCCGACACGAUCAUGAUACAAGAGAUUAAAGUGGUACCUGUGAAGGCGAAGAUUAUGGAUAUGGUUGCGAUUCGACAUCCCAGUUCGAAUGCUGAACAUCGCACGACUCUAAUACUGUUAUGCGAAGAUGGAAGUCUGAGAAUUUAUAUGGCUGGUAUGGAGCAAACUGGAUUUUGGAUGUCAUCCACCGUACAACCGAUUAGCACUACCUCUGGCAUUAAACCGACACGAAAGAAAAAAACUAACAAGAUAGGAAAGCCAUCGGGAUCACAUGUCACGUUUCCUAUUGAUUUCUUCGAACAUUGUCAAAUGAUGAAUGACGUCGAAUUCGGUGGCAAUGAUCUACUACAAAUUUAUAAUGUCGCACAAAUCAAACAUCGUUUAAACACCACUGGGAUGUACGUAGUCUCCACGAAAGCUAUGGGUUUUAACGUGGAAGUUACAAAUAACGAUGCGAUUUUAGUAAUGACGGGAAUAAGAGUACUUUUCGGCAAUCAGGACAUUCAACGAGCACCUCUGUAUGUCGAGGUAUUCGGCAGAAGUAUACGGACUACGUUAACCAGAAGUCGUUGGUUUGACAUCCCUUUAACUAGAGAGGAAAGCCUUCAAGCUGACAAAAAAUUAACGAUCACUUUUGGGCCGUCUCAAGAUCCAGAAGGUGUUAUUAUGGUUGAUUCCAUAAAAAUAUAUGGUAAGACUAAGGAUGCAUUUGGUUGGCCUGAAGAGAUAGAGGAACCUCAACCAACAUCUGCGCCAGUGACGACGAUCAACAAUGAAACUGACAACACUAUCGUUUCUCCUGCGCCAUUAUCUUCAACCGAUAAAACAACAAAGGAUAGUUCGGUUAACAUAGAAAGGAUGAUAUCCAGUAUUCUGGAAGUCUUGGAAUCUUCGUUUAUCUUAUCCUCGCAUGACGACAACAAACCGUCGUUAAAAUCCACAGCGAUCGAUGUUGCUUCGCAAUUGUUAAUAUUACCUACACCACCAUCUGUGCAAAUGCAUACAAUAGCUUUGUUAGCUGCUCUUCACAACACUAAACAGGCUUAUCAUUUCCAUAAGGACCACGCAUUGUUAUCGCACGUGCUUGAGUCCUUAAAAUCAAUGAGAGAGGCCAAUGACUCAUGUGAUAUCGACGCGGAGAACUUUUACAGACUUGUACUUAUCGUUCGUGCUAUUGCGGUUUCUCGUCCGCAUAAUCUCGCAAAAUUUGCCGAGCAAUAUGCGAAUAAGUCGAUUGAUGAGAGUAACGUGCCUGUUUUCGAAAAAGAUCGCUUAGAAGCUCGUUCACGUACAAAAGCAGACGGAAAUCAACACCUAGUUAUACAAUUGAUGGAGAUAUUAUGGUCCUUGCAUGUGUCAUAUCCUAAGAAUAUGGCACUUGCUCCGGUGGUCGUACCAGGACUUACACAUGCUGAGGGAACAGUGCAUGCCAUUGUGGAAAUCAUUCAUGCCUUCACUAUAUGCGACGUUGAAAAUAAUACUCCGAUUGCCGCUAAAUUAUAUCUGCAGUUGUUACUGUCUUCAGAUACGAUAAUCAGCUUCAGCGCUAAGCACGCAAUAAUCAGAGUAUUGAGGCCCAGAUAUAGACGCAGGAGGGUGUAUAUACCGAGUCCGCCAAAUUGUAGUACGCCAGGCGUAGUUGCCGAAGCCGAAGAAAAGUCCACCUCGGUUCCAUCGCAGGCCUCUCAAGACACUGUGGAACGUGAUGUAGAACAGCAAUUUGACAUCGAAGCCGUCGAAGCCGUGGAUAGAGUGGCAGCUAUGCUCGGCGCCGAGGGAAAUCAAAAUUCGGCAGCUGCUAGAGUGGUGAAUCAUCCGCUGGAAGCAUUGCUCGGCGCGGGUAAUUUCCCGCAAUUACUCGACGUGCCUCCAGAUGCUGAUGACGAAGCGAUGGUAGAGCUCGCAAUAGCUCUCAGUUUACAAGAUCACGAAGGAGGUGCUGACUUGCAAGCACUACGGCAAGGAUUCCAGCAAGGUUUCCCUAACUUGCAGGGUAUACAGAGCCUCCAGAAUCUAAGCGGUUCUGCGUUGCAGAGCUUGCAGAAUUUAGCAACGCAGGGAUUGGUACAAGUUCCUAGUGCUACUCAGGGACAAGAAGCUGGCCAUUAUUCCGACACGACUGCCUCCGCGGGAGGCUCCGACGAUGAGGGAUCAACUGCCGCAACCGAUGGUAGUACCCUACGAACAUCUCCCGCCGAGCAAGGUGGUAGUGGUGGUAGCAAGGGUAGCGAGAGCGGUGGAAGCGAUAGCGGAGGCAGCGCCGUUGACAGCAUGACAGGGGAGCAUAAUGUUUCUGGCAGGAGUUCCGCGUACGGAGACAAUGCUCCCGACGCUAUGCCUCCGAUUGGAAUUGGAGUCAAUCAAGCGCCACGUUCUGAAACUAAUACUCUAGAUGUUCCCACAACUUUCACUACCACUGAGCAAGAAGAAGGUACGGAGCAAGAGCAGGGUGUGGAGCAAGAAAAUGACACAACUGGCGAGAUCACCGUGAAACUACAUGCUAUACGCCUUUUAUUGUUGGAUAGAUUUACACAAUUUGUGCCCAAUCUGAUAAACGUUCGAGGAGUACUCGCUAUUCCGUUUAUGCAGGUUGUGCUAAUGUUAACUUCCGAUCUCGAUGGUCAAGAUGAAAGAGACAAAGCAUGCGUCGAGCGUUUAUUGCAAAUGCUCGUAAAAGAACUUGAAAUGGAUAAACCUGAUACGAACAAUAUAUGCGAACGCAGCAAUAAGAGGGAAGUCCAUCUGGUUAUUAUGCGCUUAUUAAGCGUUCUUAUGUCUCGUUCGAAAUACGCCACGAAAACUUCCUCGGACAACCCGAACUUUGUUUCACAGACCACUGCUGCAAUACUGAGCAAGGCUGGCGUUAUUGACUAUUGCCUAACGCUGUUACAGGCCUUACUAGAUUACUGGAAAACUACCACUACCGAAGAACCUGGUACUAUGAUAGGAGGUCAAUUGCUUAAAGAGCAUCUUACUAUGUCGCCUCCAGAUAUGUCACCGUUCUUUUUGCGUCAAUAUGUCAAAGGCCAUGCUGGCGACGUAUUCGAACCUUAUCCUCAAUUACUUACGGAGAUGGUGUUACGAUUGCCAUACCAGGUGCACAAAUAUGCAGAAAGCACGAUAGUGCAACCUGCGUUUGAACAGCCGUGGUAUUUCUAUCUCUGUGAAUACAUGAUGUCAUACCAAACGCCGUUUGUCAGACGACAAGUACGUAAAUUGCUGCUCUUCAUUUGCGGCAACAAGGAGAAAUACAGGCAACUACGAGAUCUACACGCUCUUAUAUCUCACGUGCAGUCCGUGCAACAGUGCUGCAGCACCGGUGGAUACGAUCCUUUGCAUGCGCGUCCGCAUUCUAUCAGUUUGCCUUACGAUUCAUUGGUAGAACUGAUCGAACAUCUCAAAUGCUGCGUGGAAAUUGCUACCAGCCGUACAGGAAAUUGGCAACGAUUUUGCCUGAAGCAGAACACUGUUCUGUCAUAUCUGUUUUCGAUAUCGACGCUUUUGGACGAAGGUGUAAGCCCCACGGUGCUUCAAUUGUUGCAAUGUGCUAUUUGUUCAAAUAACAAAUGUAAGGAAGCCAGAGAUACGAGAUCAAAGGACUCUAAGUCAACGACCGGCACAAAAGAGAGACGAGAACGCGAAAAAUCAGAGGAUUCUGAUACAGAGGCUAAAUUUGAAGAAGCACAAUGUUUAACGUUGGUUGAACAAAUCCAAAAACAAGUGCAUCCUGCAUUGCUAAUAAAGUUUAUACAGACUUUCUUGCUUGAAACAAACAACACAAAUGUUCGUUGGCAAGCGCAUUCUCUUAUACUUGCUAUUUAUAAAAACUGUGGACCGUCUGAUCAGGAGGUCCUGCUAGAUCUUCUAUGGCGCCUAUGGCCUUUACUUCCAGCUUAUGGCAGAAAAGCGGCGCAGUUUGUCGACUUACUCGGUUACUUCUGUUUAAAAACACCGCAUGCCGGAAAGAAGAUGCAUACAUACAUGGAACAAGCGGUAGCUGUUUUGCAUGCGCAGAAUCAACUACUCGCGCGACAUUCCAACGCAAAUCUUUAUGUGAAUUUGGCACAAUUUGUUGAAUUAGACGGUUAUUAUUUGGAGAGCGAACCUUGUCUCGUGUGCAAUAAUCCAGAGGUGUCAAUGGCGACGAUCAAACUGUCAUCUAUCAAGGUGGAUUCUAAGUUUACGACGACGACACAAAUAGUGAAGCUAGUCGGCAGUCACACCAUCAGCCGCAUCACUCUACGCAUCGGCGAUCUAAAAAGAACGAAGAUGGUUCGUACUAUCAAUGUCUACUAUAACAAUCGAUCGGUGCAGGCUGUCGUGGAAUUGAAGAACAAGCCAGCGAUGUGGCACAAAGCGAAGAAAAUUACGCUCGCGCAAGGACAGACGGAAGUCAAGAUGGAAUUCCCGCUACCGAUAGUGGCCUGUAACCUCAUGAUUGAAUACGCCGAUUUUUACGAGAAUAUCCAGGCUUCAUCCGAGAUGCUGCAAUGCCCACGAUGUUCCGCCAAUGUGCCAGCAAAUCCUGGCAUUUGCGCAAAUUGCGGCGAGAACGUGUUCCAAUGUCACAAGUGUCGAGCGAUUAACUACGACGAGAAAGAUCCGUUCUUAUGUCACGCUUGUGGAUUCUGCAAAUAUGCUAAAUUUGAUUACACACUUACCGGUAGGCCGUGUUGCGCUGUCGAUCCGAUUGAGAGCGACGAUGACCGGAAGAAAACGGUAACGACCAUUAAUACUCUAUUGGAGAAGGCGGACAGAGUGUACAAGACUCUGAUAUCUAACAAACCCACGCUGGAGAUGCUGCUCAUUAAAAUAUCUGAGCAUCGUUUAGACCGUGGGCUGGAAGACGGUAUACAGAUAUCCGGUAGCACUCAAGUGAACAGAGCAAUUCAGUUGCUCGCGCAGAGAUAUUGUGGCGAAUGCAAAACCUCUUUCGAAGAACUCAGCAAGGUUAUUCAACGUGUUCUGGCUUGUCGCAAGGAACUCGUUGCCUACGAUAGAAAUCAACGAGGUCAAAGUAGCUCGCAGUCGUCAUACGGUAUGUCCGUAAGCGACGUUACGAAGGACGAAACGAUAGUCUCGCCAGUGGGACGCUGUUACGGUUGUGCAUCCGCUGCAACGGAGCACUGUCUUACUCUAUUACGCGCGUUGGCCACCAACAGUGUCGCCAGAGAUGUUCUAUGCAAACAGGGAUUGAUUCAGGAACUCGUGGAGCAUAAUUUGCGAAAGGGCACGGUGCAGAUGCAGGAGGAAGUGCGACAGCUAUUGUGCCUCGUCACGAGGGAUAACGUGCAAUCAACUAAGGAGAUAUGUUCUCUUCUAACUAAUCGAAUCACGCUGACGCUUCGUGGACGAGUCGCCACUCCUGAUCUCUCAAUUGCUGUGCGUCACGAAAUGGCUCUUCUCGCAGCACUUGUGCAAAAAGAGGACUCUUGCUGGGAGCAGAAAUUGCGAUGCGUUAUGCAGCUGUUCUUGACCGCUUGCAAAGAAUCGAAAAGUCCCGUCGUUAUGGAAAGUAUCAUAUUGCCAUGCUUGAAAAUCUUACAAGGUCUUAUUAAACCCGACCAACCGGUUUCUAAAAAAAAUAAAGAUAAGACCAUGGAGUCUCUGGCGACAAUACAGCCACCAGAAGGCAUCAGUAUUGAUGUGGGUAAAUGGAUCAGCGGUGAUCCCAAGCAUUCGUAUUCCGAAUGGCUUCACCGCAUGCCGGCUAAGAAAACGGAACCACCUACAGCAAAGCCUCUUAAAAAAGAUGAAGCUCGAGUGUUGUAUUUGGUAGAAAAAUACGGGCAUAGAUGGCAUCAACGUUAUAUGCGGCAUCAAGGCGUUCAGCCGUUGAAACUGUCCGACGGUGCCUGGUUGAAGGAAGUACUCUUCAAUCCUAGUUCUCGUUUAGCGCGACAAGUCGCUUGCAACAUGAUAGAAAGCCUGUGUCAAGGCACAGAGAGAAAGAAGGAAGUUCUGGUUUUGCUGACAUGUUAUUUGGAAGAGUUACGUACCGCUGGCGAGAGCAGUACCGAGUUUCUGACUUUAUAUCAAAGCUUAAUUAGACAAUCACCUUGGAAGCAAUUUUUGGCAGUGCGCGGUGUAAUGACUUUACUGGCAGAUCUCUUGACUAGGGAAAUAGAAGAGUUACAUCGGCUAGAAGAGACUACGUUGACUAGCGAUCUCGCUCAGGGAUAUUCGCUAAAAAUGCUCACGGAACUUUUGGCGACUUUCUUGGAACAGGAAAAUAUCAAGCAGCAAUAUAAGGGACGACUAGUCGGCGCGGUAUUAAACGGCUAUCUGUCACUCAGAAGACUCGUCGUACAACGUACUAGACUGAUCGACGAUACGCAAGAAAAACUGUUGGAACUUUUAGAAGAAAUGACGACCGGUACCGAAGAGGAAACAAAGGCAUUCAUGGUAAUCUGUGUUGAAACUGUACAAAAGUAUAAUCCUCAAGACGUUCGUACUCCACUCUUCAUAUUUGAAAGAUUAUGUUCGAUUAUCUAUCCGGAGGAGAACGAUAUCGGAGAAUUCUUCUUGACGCUCGAAAAAGAUCCACAACAGGAAGAUUUCUUGCAGGGGAGAAUGUUGGGAAAUCCUUAUAGUAGCUUGGAACCCGGACUCGGCCCACUUAUGAGAGAUGUUAAAAAUAAGAUUUGUCAAGAUUGUGAAUUGGUUGCGCUUCUGGAAGACGAUAACGGUAUGGAACUUCUCGUCAACAACAAGAUUAUCAGUCUGGAUCUUCCUGUCAAGGAGGUUUAUAAGAAGAUCUGGUUGUUAGAAGGCGGUGAAUGCGAUGCCAUGCGAGUUAUAUAUCGUAUGCGUGGUCUUCUUGGCGACGCUACCGAAGAAUUUGUUGAAAUUUUAAAUGCUAGUAGCGAACAGGAAGUAAACAAUGAGGAAGUUUUCAAGAUGGCAAGUGUACUGGCGGACUGUGGUGGUCUUCAAGUCAUGUUAGAUAGAUUGGCCGUGAUACACGAUGUAAAUCGCGCGAGACCUCUUUUGCAAGUGCUACUGAAAUUGUUUAGAUUGUGUGUUAAAGUGAAGAAGAACCAAGAGAUUUUGAGCAAACCCGAAUUAGGAGCGAUCACUGUGUUUCUGGACGUUCUUCAACGUUGCCUUGCCACAGACCCUGAGAACUCUCAAGCGAAAAUUACUGAGCAAUUACUGGAUAUUAUGGAAACGAUAUUAGCGAAUGCGGCUUCACAACAUCUCAGUGUAUUCGAGACGUUCUCACAUACUCUCGGUGGUCCGGAACAUGUUAAAGCACUUUUAUCGUGCACACAGUCCAUGGCAGUGAGACAGAACACUAGCGUGCUCGCGCAUCUUACAAGAGUUUUGGCAGCGUUGACUUAUGGCAACAAUGAAAAAAUGGCACUCUUGUGUGAUUACUUUAAACCGGUGUUAAACUUUUACAAAUUCGACUUCGAGCACACUCCCGAGGAUGAGCAGAAGCUAGAGCUCUUCUGCAUACUCACUCAAGGUAUUAAACGAAAUGCAAUUGGCAAUACGUUGAAGGAUUACAUCAUAAGCAUGGGUAUAGUGAAGGAUGCUCUUGAAUACAUCACCGUGCACGCACCAUGCGUCAAACCCACGCUCUUACGCACAGAUAGUGACGAGCUGAAAGAUUUUAUUUCUAAACCAGCCUUGAAGUAUAUUCUCCGUUUCCUCACGGGUUUAGCUACGGAUCAUGAACCAACUCAGUUGGCGGUGUCGCAAGUAACCAUUAGCAUAUUCCAUAAAUUAGAGCAAGUGUCUUCGAACGAUCAUGUAGGCUCGUUGGCGGAGAAUCUGUUGGAAGCAUUGUGCACCAAUAAACGAGUAGCUGAAUUAAUUGAAGAAGUUCGCCAACACACACGCAGCGAGAAGAAGCGUUUAGCUAUGGCGAUGCGAGAGAGACAAUUAGGUGCACUUGGUAUGCAAACUAAUGACAAGGGACAGGUCACUGCCAGCGGAACUAUUCUUCAACAGAUGGAAGAUUUGGGAGAUGAAACUGGACUAAUCUGUGUUAUCUGCCGUGAAGGAUAUAAAUUUAAACCAAAUAUGGUGUUAGGUAUUUAUACCUUCACGAAGCGUUGCAACGUGGAAGAAUUCGAGACGAAACAACGAAAGACCGUCGGCUACACGACCGUCACGCACUUCAACGUCGUCCACGUGGAUUGUCAUAUGUCCGCGGUGCGUUUGGCGCGCGCUCGAGACGAAUGGGAAAGCGCGGCGUUGCAGAACGCCAACACGAAGUGCAACGGACUGUUGCCGUUAUGGGGCCCGCAAGUCCCGGAAUCUGCUUUCGCCAGUUGUUUAGCUAGACACAACACUUACCUGCAGGAGUGUACUAGUCAUCGCGAUAUAUCGUACUCGUCGACCAUACAUGAUUUGAAGUUGCUUUUCUUACGCUUUGCUCAAGAGAAAAGUUUCCACGAGGACACCGGCGGCGGUGGUCCCCAGUCCAAUAUGCAUAUAAUACCGUAUUUAAUACAUAUGGCUUUGUACGUUGUUAACUCAACGCGAUCAGCAACUAGAGAGGAAAGAGCCCUGACGACUUAUCUGGAAACGCAGCCAGGACCAUCAUGGCUCGAGUGUUGUUACGAGGCAGAGGGGCCGUUGUAUCAGUGCACGCUUUCGCUGCUUUUCCUCACGCCUGAUCGAUGGGAAUUGCAUAGAUUUGUACAUCUCAGUCGACUGCUCGUUCUCGCGCAUCAACGCUACGUAUCUCCCUCGGCUUCCACGAAAAACAUCGUAGAUCCAACCCCCAAGGAUUACGCAGUUUAUAAAAGCGUUUUAAUCUUCUUUGGUCUAGUGGAUUGCAUGUAUACAUACUUCUUCAAGAAUGUAAAUGUUCUGACCGAGGAGCAGUGGCCCACAGUUUUAGCUGAAUACAUCAGGCACAAUGAUGAGACGAUGUUAAAAGCCUCUGAGCGCGUGCUUGCGAUAUAUCGCGACGAGUUAUUACCGUGCACAUCGUUCGAGGAGUUUUGCGAUAUCAUUGGCAUAUUGGAAUAUAUAAGAAAUCCUCCCACGUAUAUCUAUGAUGUCCUGCGGCGCUUCGCUUGAAAAUACUGGAAGUUCACUUUACGUAGCUUAUACUGCAUUGUUACCGGCGAAUCAGUUUCCUUUUCUUUCGCCCAAAUGAUAUAGUCACUUUCAAGACUUUCAUAUCGGAAGGAGUUUCGUGUUACAUAUUACAGAUUGAUUAAACGUGAUAUAUUCCAGUCUUUCAUGGUGGAAUCUUUUGCUUUGAAAAAAUUAUGUUACGUGAUAAGAAAGAUUAAGAUAAAUUAUUCUUCAUGUUGCAUAAAUCUUUACUUGUAGACAAAUAUGUAUCUAUAUGAAAAGAACUUGUGCUUUAAUAAACUGCGACUAAAUAAAGCGUUUACAUAUA